UACAUGGCUGUAUCAGACAUCUUAGAGUGAAAACAUCCCGGGGUCUCUGUUUGCAACCAGCGAAAGGGUCUUUGCCUAUGCGGACUUCGAACUGCGAGGCGCCGUCGUCGGAUCAGCCUGGCCGCUGCGUUCCCGAGACGUCGUGCCCGGAGGCGCGACGCGAGCGAUCCAACACGUGCGAGCUCCCGGACCACGUGUGCUGCCGCCGGGAGUCGAGACCGCAGCGCUCCGCUGCCGACAAGGACCGCAUGUUGGCCGUGCUCCAGGAGAACAGGCUACUAUGCGGCCGGAAUCCCCCCAGCAAGGGCGACAAGAAACGGUUCCCAGUGCAUUAUGUGCUUGGAGGAAGAAGCGUGCGCAGUCACGGAGAGUACCCGUUCGUGGUGGCAGUGUUCCGCGACAAGAUCAAGGUGGAUAACUUCUGGUGCGGCGGGGUCCUGAUCACGAAGCAGGUGGUUCUGUCGGCUGCACACUGCUUCUACAAAGCGAAUGACACGGAGUUCUUCGUGCGCUUGGGCAGCCUGGAGAUAUCGAAGAGCCGCGUGCGCGGCGCCAUGACGCAGACGGUGGAGCGCAAGGUCAAGCUCGUCCACUUACACCCGGCCUACAACGGCAAGCAGCAGAACAGCGACGUGGCGCUGCUGCUUCUGCACAAGGACGCGGGCGUGAGCGAGUCCCAGAUGCCGGCCGCCUGCCUCCCCGACGAGGACGAGUCGCUCGACGCCCACCAGGGGGUCAUCCUGGGCUGGGGACACAACGGGUUCGGAGGGAAACUGCAGACAAACCUUCAGGAAGCUGACGUGCCCCUUGUGAGCAACGAGCAAUGCGACAAGCUCUACAAGACUCUCGGAACUUACAAGACUGUCUUUCAUCACGGCGUCGACCAGGACUUCCUCUGCGCAGGAAACAUCACCGAAGGCGGAGUCGACGCCUGUCAGCACGACUCCGGUGGGCCGCUGGCAGUACGAGUGAAACGAGACGGCAAGGACGUGUGGGAGGUGGUGGGGGUCGUGUCCUUUGGCGUCCAGUGCGGCCUGCCAGGAUACCCAGGCGUAUACACUCGCGUGGCUACCUUCGUGCCCUGGAUCCUGCAGUCUGCUGCAAAGAUUGCCAAGAUCAAAGGAAAGCCCGCUGCGGCCAUACGGCAGCGCCCCAAACCUUAGUCUAACCUGUCUUACGUUGAACAGCACGCGAUGCCUACAAUCUGACCGUAACGCCAUAACUGGUAGUGUUACUGUGGUUGUUGCACAGCAGACUUCUUGCCAAACACGGCUCACACUGGAAUGGCUGGUUGUGAUUACACUUGUCAAGUGUUCAAAUUUUUGCACGAACAUGCACCUCGUGUGCAUGCAUACAACCCGUCAUGUACACAAACCUGCUUGCCUUAUUCCUGCACUUUUUUCAAGGCGACUGGGCUCUGCAACCCCCAGGGUAGGGUAGAAUACCUGCAACCUAGGCAACCCUCCCAGCCUUUAUCUCUCCCUUCAAUCUUUCAUACAGUUCGUGGGCACACAUGAACGCAAAUGACCGGACGCUUCCCGGACGCAUAAAAGUUAGCCCGCGUGUACACGGAAACCAAAUCGGUAAACAACAAUCCAGCGUUUUUCACUACAACGUCCGUCAUAGCCCAGGAGCGAUUUUGGAACACAAGACCCGUGUUACAAAGGAAUGCCACCAUUCCUUUGAUACUUCUAACGGAUUGUUUUUAAUCACCCAUGCCAUACAGAACAAUUAUACCUAUUCACGUGGAUUACCUGAAGAGGGGGCACAAAUCGCAAUGUUUACAUUGCCAGCUAAAUAAGUAGUACUAAUAUAUUUUUAAAAAUGUAUGAUUCAAUCGCAGAAAAUUAAGCCAGAUAACAACGGAGUCAUGUCCAGUUAACCGAAAUCCCGAACCUAGCCUGUUUAUAGUGAUACCUGUUAACAAAAUAUAACAAAAAUACACCGGCAUUUCGAUUAUAGCUUGUUUUUUGCACUGUGCAAUUAAAAACUAUUUCCUGGAAAGUAAAUUUGUGUAUUUUGUGGCACAUUUUGAGGAUAGUUAUAUUGAAACUGGACAACCUCCUGAUUUCUGCUAAUACAAGACUUAAUUAUUAUCCAGCUUCAUUUUCACAACUGCAACACAUGCCCAAACAAAUAAUUUAAAAGUUAGUUACUCAUACUUCUGUGAUUUUUUUGUGAGGGUAAUGUCUGUCUCUAUGAUACCUGAAAAGGCCAAAUUUGGCUCCCUUCAAUAUUUCUGAUGACACCACUUCCUAAUAUUAGGAAGCAUGUAAAGUGACAGAGUAUGAAUAUGUCUGUACUUCCAAGAGUGAUUUGUACACAGCAGAAAAAACUGUCAGAAAAGGUUCAAAUGGCCAUGUGAAUCCGACGUAUGCAUGCAAGGAGUGCCAUCAAAUGCAGUUUUAGCUGUGCUUUAUGAACUAUACUUAAAUAUGAAAUUCUACCACCCUUUUAUAUUGAACAUUACUGAAGCAUCAACUUUAGCUCUGUAUUUCCCAACAAUUCUAAAUUUCAAGAUAUGCAAGUCAUUGGGAGAACUCUUCUGUACUCCAAUUCCUGCUUAUCGCAUUAAUAACCACUGUUGAUACAACAGCAUGAAUAUGCCAGUAAAUAUAAAUCUCAAAUUAAUUAUGGAAUUGUUCUGAUACACCAUUCUUAGCUUCCUAAAGACCUGCUGGCAGGACUUUUGAAAAAAGGUACUGCACACACUUACAUUUUCAGUGCCGUUGUAUGUACACAGCAAAUAAAUAAUUGGGCUGUUUUCUGCAAUGGCACUUAUAAUUUUAAAAAUAUGCUUUAGAGAGAUUAAGAAGAAAUAAAUUUGCACAUCUAAGCAAGCUCAGGGAUUUACUCUUGUAUAGCAAUAAACAUAUUUUUGCAACACAUUUGUCUUGUAUAUUUUAUUUUUGUAUACAACAUACAAAAUAAUGCCAUUUAUAAAAUAUACAGUGGAACCAUAAUGGCACUAGGAACAAAUGGGAAGCACAGGAAAAUACACACGAUGGAUUUCUUUGCAUUUAGUAGACAUCACUAUACCACAAACAAAAAAUUAUGCGGUCAAGUGAUUUGCUGCCUUAUCAUGAGCAUUGCAGAUCAUAUCUAAACAUUAAGUGGGCGGCAAGCAUACUGUCUUGGACAAGUGAAACAUGAAUAUGUGAAUAGCGAAACACACGUGCAUUAACAAUGCUUACAGUGAUUGACAUUCAAGUAGUACAGAAAGAUCCAGGAACCAGAACAUUUCACUGCUCACAUGAAAUGUGCAUGCAGAUGUCUUUUACCACUACAGUAGAAUGUCAGUAAACAGAAAUCGCUUAAAUGGAGUUGCUGAUUGGGUGGAACAAUAGGUUCUCCAGUUGGUUGGUUUUGUAUUUGAACGAUGCAAAAGAACCUGCCUUAAUUGGAACCAAAAUAUUCGCAAGUCUCCAUAAACAGAACUACAAAAUCAACCUCUAAUAGCA
Dermacentor albipictus is the source of this 3461-nucleotide messenger RNA. RefSeq names its product mite allergen Eur m 3-like. Lineage: Eukaryota; Metazoa; Arthropoda; Arachnida; Ixodida; Ixodidae. The record is from RefSeq and is a predicted model, not a curated record. Gene Ontology annotation, biological process: proteolysis. Gene Ontology annotation, molecular function: serine-type endopeptidase activity.